GAACUGGAAAUCUAGUCGGGUGAACGAACUCCAGAAAGCAAUCGUGAUUCCUCACCUUCUCCCUUCACGACUCUCUCUGGGGAGAAAGCAAACUCUCAAACAGUUUGAGGCCUUGGGCAGGAGGAAGGAAGAGACGGCCCAGCACGCCUCUCUCACCCUUUGCCCUGCUUUCAGCUUUCAGUGGAGCAAAGGCUGAGAGAGGCGUGUUGCUAUGGGUUGGUAGUGUGUGUGUGUGUUGUGUGUGUUCAGAUGCUGUACCACCGCCAAGUGGGAGGGGAGGAGGGAGGCCGGCUGCAGAGGGGUGUGUAAUGUCGAUUACAGAGCAAAUGUAGGUGGGGAACUUCAUGCGGGGCGGGCUGAUAGAUGCAUGCAGCUCCGGAGGGCAGAGAGUGCAAGAAAACAGCCAGAGACAAGCCUGUGAGUAUCCUUGCUCCCUGCAAACCGUGGUGUGUGGAUCCGGACAAGACAAAAGCAUAAAAAAACAAACCCAGGUCUUCAGUGAAGAGGGGCCAAAAUGCUGGACUUUAGGGAAAUGAUGGAUGUCGAGGUGCCCAUGGCGUAUGCGAAAUAUUCAGUUUUAGUCCUUGUAAAAAUGAUGUUAAUGAGUCCUCUAACGGGGUUCUACAGAAUGAAAAAAAAGGCUUUUACUAAUCCUGAAGAUGCAUCCUCUUUUGCUAAAGGAGAGGGUGCCAAAAAGUUCCUGAGAACUGAUCCAGAUGUGGAGCGUGUGCGCAGAAUCCACCUCAAUGACCUUGAGAACAUCAUUCCAUUCCUUUUCGUUGGAUUAUUCUAUUCCAUCAGUGGUGUUUCUCUCUCCACUGCCUUGCUGCAUUACAGAAUCUUCCUUGGGUCUAGAAUCUUCCACACCAUUUCCUAUUUUAUCCCUCUCCCCCAGCCCUGCAGGGGUCUGGCUUGGUUUACUGGUUACUUGGUUACCUUUUCAAUGAUAUAUAAGCUUGUGACCGUUGCUUUGAAUAUGUGAUGGGAAACUGCCACUUUUCACACCAGAAUUGCCCGGCCACAAUAGCUCUCCAGUCUUCUACCUUCUGGGAAUGCUCUCCACAUUGAUUCUUCUGCCAAGGAAACCUUACAUGUCUGCUGUAAGAUCCCAAUGCAUUGCAGACAUGAGGUGCUGGUUAGGCAUGUUGAAAUGGUUGCCUUUUUUCAGCUGAAUGUGGCCUGGAACACACUCAACUCUCUCCUACAACCCAAAUUACAGGGAAGAUCCAUGAGUGGUAGACAACAGUCUUUCCGAGAAAGUUGUCCACCAGACCUGGUCCUCUCAUUGAACCCCUGAGAAGCUUCUAGGGGUGGCCCAAGAACCUGAGGUGAGGAGCCAAAUGUUGCCUUGCCUCAAGACCCUAGUGGCUGCAAGACCCUAGUGGGGGCCAGCCAGCCUUCAAGACUGGCCCUUGCAAGCUUUGAACAUAGCUUGCAAGGGGAGGAGGGGAGGUUUCCAGUGGCCUCCUCUUCUCUCCUCCUUCUACCUACAAACAUUGCAGUGAGUGUGAGGAGAGGUUUUCCUUGCAAAGCCUGCAAGGGUCAGAUUCGUCCUCAUGAGCAGAGCUGCUCCAAUGGCAGUGGUGGAGGCCAUCUUGCUGCCAUGAUGGUGCCUCUCUAAUUUGCUGCCACCUCACCUCAGCUCAUGAAAGGGUCUCCCAUGGAAAUUUCAAAGAGUUCCUCAGUUCACAGUUUGAAACCACUGCCAUACCAUGAUGUUCAGAUGCCUUUCUGUGCAACGGUCGGGCACCCUUGUGGGGGUUUCAAUUAUUGAAGCUCCUCUAUUUUCAUUCACUGGCCUUGCUGUUAUUUCUACACAAUUUCUUCACUUUUAAUACUUAAGAAAUAGCCCAGAACCUUGCUCAGCAUUGCCUAAAGUAUCCAGGAUCUUGAGGCAACUGCUGUUCUCUGCUGCAUGAUCGUUACUUUAGGUAAUCUUUCUCUUUGGACAAUGUUUUACUUUUAAAAGUUAAGGGCUAUUGGUCAUGAUAAAUUCAAAUGGCAUGGCAUGGUUAUUACUGUUCAUGAGUUUCUUGAGGCACCUAGUUGGUCACUGUUGGAAACAAAAUGGUGGACUAGAUGGAGAUUGACCUGAUCCAACAAUUCAUUACUUAGCUUAGUUUGUUAACAAACAAUUGGAAGCCCAUCCCAGCUUCUGAAUGAGUAGGGCUAUCUUGUUCUGAGUUGAUCUAACUCCAUCUAAUUCAGUAUUAUCAAUCCCGAGUGGUAGAAGGAUUCCACUGGUUAUGAUGAAAUCUUGCCUAAUACUAUAGGAGGGCCAAUCAGGCAAUUGGUUGAAGGGCUUAAUUUGCAUGUGAGCUCAGAUCUGGCAUCUGUUUCUAAAGUUGGGAUGAGUUCUGACAUACAUGAAGUAGUAACAAGUGCCUGUAAGCAUGUGGAGGGUCCAAUAGUACCAAAUCAGGUCAACUCAAGCAUCCUACCCCCGAGAUCUUCCACUCAACCACUUUACAUACAGUGAGAAGACAGCUGUGAAUGCAGUGACAUUGCUUCUGUUUGAAAAGGACUACUGGAGGAAAGGGACAAAUUUCCCUGCAGUUCUGGGGAAGUUGCAUGGUUUUUGUGGGGAAUUGUAGUCUUUUCAGAGAUGGCAGCGAUGAUGGAAAUGGCCACAACCUCUGAAAAGACCAUGAUUCCCAAAAUACCUUGCAACUUUCCCAGAACUGCAGGAAGAGGAAAUGAAAUGACCCUUCUUCUGGAAGUUCUCUUCAAACAGAAGCUGCAUUGCUGCAUCUAUUUCUGUCUACUCCCUGUUACUAAAGCAUUUAGGAAAGAUGCUGAGGAGUGGGGCACACUGGCAAAAUGGCUGAAACAUUUUGGCCCAAAUCAAACCUCAACCCCAAAUCGAAUUGAUGGGCAGUUCCAAAGACUGAGGUGGCCCCCAAAUUAAAUUGUGUCUGCUUUAUAAAAUCCUACAAUCUAUCUAUACUCUGAGGUGACCUCAGAAAGUCAUCCUACAGGUUGUAAACGCAUAGACAGAAUUGUAAACCGAUAAACAGAAACCCAUGAACAAAGGUUUUAAGAGGUUUGAAUGGUACAUUCCUUGAGUAUCAUUCAGCAUUCCAAAUGAUGUUAUCAACAAAACGUUUGCUUAAGUUUUGCUGUGUUCAUUAAGAUGGUUUUUGCUCCAGUUUAUAGUAACUCUGCUAUAAUAAUGAUAUAAUUCUGAUAUAACACUGAAAUUAUUAUUUCUGAGAUUAUGAACAACUUUCUUAUUCCCGUUAGGGAGGGGAGUCUCUUUCCCCAUCUUCUCUUUCACGUAUUGCUUCACCUCAGUGGAAUGCCUUGUGUAGGGCAGGCUUUAAGAUUUUUUAAUGUAUAACAACUCUUUACUGAUGGCAUGUACGCAUGGUAAUUUUCCACAGAUGCUAUUUUGGGAUGUAUCUUUUUGAAGCAUAAAUCAAUAAAGACAAGAGCAAAAAGAAAAA
Molecule: messenger RNA, 3446 nt
Organism: Hemicordylus capensis (graceful crag lizard)
Lineage: Eukaryota; Metazoa; Chordata; Lepidosauria; Squamata; Cordylidae
Gene: MGST1
Product: microsomal glutathione S-transferase 1
Exons: 4
Coding region: 515-982 (155 amino acids)
Cellular component (GO): mitochondrion; membrane
Molecular function (GO): glutathione transferase activity
Source: RefSeq, a predicted model, not a curated record